ACCAGCUGAUCAGUGCCGCCUCUAUAAAGUAAACAAUCUUGAAAAAGUUUAAAUCGUUUCUAAAGUAUCCGAUUCUUGUGCCCCUCAAAUAUCUGCUGAAAAUUGUCCUUAAAAAAUUUAAAUGAAUUACACAUUUUUUUAAAGAGAGGGUACUCCAACUUACAUACACUACACGCUCAAUAUUACCAAUCAAUUAUUCCAACCCAGCAGCCAUUCAACGCAUCGUAAUAUUUUAAAAAUAGAUCAUGUUUAUUCAGUAUCUCCUCCUCGUAUCUGCUAUUGUUGUUUUGGGAAGCGACGUCAAUAACAUUUCUCGAGGAGAGAAACACCAGGAUCUUUACAACCCUGAACAUCAGCUUGUACAAAAACGAGAUGUAGGAGGCGAAUUGGAGCACAGCACCCAAGCCACAACCGAUUCCCAAACCGAAUGCCAAUCCAAAUCUCAGCCUGAACUCAAUGCCAAAGCCAAACUGCACAAGUGGACCUGGUACGACAUCCUCAUCGUAGUAUUCCUGAUCUUAGUGGUGAUAUACGUAAGAAUGAGCCUGUAUAAAAGGGAAGGGGACAACUGCUGCUUCGGCUGCAAGUGGGGGCGGACAACCACCGAAAGGCCCGAAACCAGGACUGGGAUCCUCAACCAACAAGAAACUGAAACAUGAAUAUUUGCAAACAACUAAUAAUUCAUUUUCGGCUAUUAUAUUUUUUUAUAACAAAAAUGUCAUUUUCAGUUCAUAACAACAGUACCAUCACCUCAUUAUUUAAGUGAAUAUAUGUCAUACAUAUUUUCAUAAUUUGAACAUUUUUAUAAAAUAGGGAAACAAUUAAUUUUAUAAUAAAUGUUCCAUUAACUUGAUCAUGAA
This is a messenger RNA of Drosophila biarmipes, 860 nucleotides long. RefSeq lists its product as uncharacterized. The record is from RefSeq and is a predicted model, not a curated record. The transcript is spliced from 2 exons. Bases 246 to 659 code for a protein of 137 amino acids. NCBI's taxonomy places the organism in Eukaryota, Metazoa, Arthropoda, Insecta, Diptera, Drosophilidae.